UGGGUUCGCCCCGCCCCCGAGGGGUCAGGGGUCACCGAAUGGCCGGAGAUCGGCAGGUCGUCGCGGGUAUCCAGUCUUGGGCCCAUGGCGCCCGCGCAGCGUUGUCCUCUGUGCCGCCAGACCUUCUUCUGUGGUCGCGGACACGUGUAUAGUCGCAAGCACCAGCGGCAGCUGAAGGAGGCUUUGGAGCGGCUCCUGCCCCAGGUGGAGGCCGCCCGCAAAGCCAUCCGCGCCGCUCAGGUGGAGCGUUACGUGCCGGAGCACGACCGGUGCUGCUGGUGCCUGUGCUGCGGCCGUGAGGUGCGGAAACACCUGAGCCACGGAAACCUGACCGUGCUGCACGGGGGGCUGCUGGAGCAUCUGGCCAGCCCGGAGCACAAGAAAGCAACCAACAGAUUCUGGUGGGAGAACAAGGCAGAGUUCCAGAUGAAAGAGAAGUUUCUGAUCUCCUCCCAAGACUAUGCACGGUGCAUGCCGAAGUUUUCAGUUAAGUCUCAUGAUGUUCUAAAGCCCAUUUUUGAUUUGCAAAAAGGAAAUGUUUGCAUAGAAGAGAAGUGGAGCCAGUAUGGCAAAAUGUUAGCAGUGAAUCUGGUUGAAAGAUUCAAGAAAUCCAUGGUGAAAGGUUUGGAUUCCUAUCAGGAAAAAGAGGAUGAAGUAAUCAAAGAGAUGGCAGCUCAGAUCCGUGAGGUGGAGCACAGCCGGCAGGAGCUGGUUCGGUCUGUCUUAGAGCCUCAGGCAGUGCCAGACCCAGAAGAAGGCUCUUCAGCGCUUGGAAGCUGGAAAGGGACCAACAGUCAAGUGGCCUCCGCCUCACAGCAGCCUUCCUACUUGGACCUGCCACCAGCCCCAGAGCUUGACUGGAUGGAAACAGGACAACCUUUGACAUUCAUUGGCCAUCAGGUACAAUGGAUAAGCCAGCCAGGAAGGGCCAAUGCCCCCCCCCCCCCUUAGUUCCCAGGACACCCAUCUCUCCUGGGUUUUGUACCUAUUCUAACCCUUCCUACCUUCUUUUCUGUGUUGUUCCAUAGUAUGUUCUCAGACACAUUUCCUCACCCUCCAGUGAUCUCAUCACACCUUUGCCCCAAUGCCUAGAUCUCAUCCUUUGCAGAACCCCCAAGUCCCACUCAAUGUAGGAUAUCUAUAAAUAUCCCAUAAGCACUUGAAGCUAACCUCUACCAUUCUAUUAUUCUAUUAACUGUGGAUGAGUUAUUUCCUCUUCCAUCUCCUACCUCCUGUCAACAAGGUCUGUUUUAUUACCUGACUAGAAGAUGGCCUCCAGAUACAUAUACUUUCCCGCAAGUUUCUAUUCCUCCUGCACUCCUGUCCCAAACACAGAAAGUCACUGCUUCACCUAUUCUUAUGUUGUAUACGCCAGCCAUAUUGUGCUUCCUGUUUUUGCACAUGUAGUUAUCAUUGCCUUAAAUAAUGUUUACCUUCCUUCAGCCUAGUUCAAAUGUCACCUUUUCAUGGAAUGAUUAUCUGAACAGGUUGCCUGUUAUAAAUGUACUUAGUACCAUGUAAAAAGCUGCAAAUAUAAUGUGUGAUUUAUGCUUAAUUCUCUUCCCCUAUGAUACAUAUGCCCUGUGAGUAAAGGGUUUUGCUUACCGGCAUCUAGCAGGCAUUCUAUUUUUGGACAUCUUCAUUACAGAGACCCAGAAGUCUCUUGAGGACAAGACUGUUUCUCAGUUAUCUGUGCUCUUAGGAUUUAACAUCAAACCAUAACUAGCACUUGUAGUGCUUCCACUACCCCUCCCCCCCCUCCUGUGGUUUGUCAUUUCUCUAGCUAGGAGUAUCCACCCUGUCCUGGCUUCUCAUCUGGAAUUUUUCCCCUCCAUUUCUAACUACAGGACACGCCAGGAAUUGGUAAUAUCCACUCAGGUAAGGCCUAAGGCAGUGUUUCUCAGAUGGUAAGAAACAAUUAUUUUAAAGAAUAAAACUGAUUAAGUACUACCGGGGGCCCCUGGGUGGCUCAGUCAGUUAAGCUCAGGUCAUGAUCUCAUUUUGUGAGUUUGAGCCCCAUGUGGGGCUCUGCACUGACAGUGCAAAACCUACUUGGGUUUCUUUCUCUCCCCCUUUCUGCCCUUCCCUUACUCGCAUUAUCUC
Messenger RNA from Acinonyx jubatus (cheetah), 2103 nucleotides. It is a transcript of the gene CENATAC, whose product is annotated as centrosomal AT-AC splicing factor. The transcript is spliced from 8 exons. NCBI's taxonomy places the organism in Eukaryota, Metazoa, Chordata, Mammalia, Carnivora, Felidae. The record is from RefSeq and is a predicted model, not a curated record. Bases 85 to 951 code for a protein of 288 amino acids.